Molecule: messenger RNA, 1607 nt
Organism: Bombina bombina (fire-bellied toad)
Lineage: Eukaryota; Metazoa; Chordata; Amphibia; Anura; Bombinatoridae
Gene: RUVBL2
Product: RuvB like AAA ATPase 2
Exons: 15
Coding region: 88-1479 (463 amino acids)
Biological process (GO): regulation of transcription by RNA polymerase II; box C/D snoRNP assembly; chromatin remodeling
Cellular component (GO): R2TP complex; Swr1 complex; NuA4 histone acetyltransferase complex
Molecular function (GO): DNA helicase activity; ATP binding; ATP hydrolysis activity
Source: RefSeq, a predicted model, not a curated record
AAGAGGAGUAGAAGUUUGCUGGACGGGACAGUUAUACAGCUACACACGUUGUUUCCCCGGCAGUUGGUGACUGAGGAAGCUUGCAGCAUGGCAACCAUGGCGACCACAACAAAAGUGCCAGAAGUUCGAGAUGUCACUAGAAUUGAAAGAAUUGGCGCACAUUCUCACAUUCGAGGUCUUGGUCUGGAUGAUGCAUUGGAGCCUCGACAGGUAUCACAGGGCAUGGUGGGCCAGCUGGCAGCUCGACGGGCAGCUGGUGUUAUUUUGGAGAUGAUUAAAGAGGGAAAAAUAGCUGGCAGAGCAGUUUUGAUUGCUGGACAGCCAGGGACAGGAAAAACGGCCAUUGCUAUGGGUAUGGCUCAAGCUUUGGGUUCAGACACACCGUUUACAGCUAUCGCUGGUAGUGAAAUAUUCUCCCUGGAAAUGAGUAAGACAGAAGCUUUGACUCAGGCUUUCAGACGUUCUAUAGGUGUUAGGAUCAAGGAAGAAACUGAAAUCAUAGAAGGAGAAGUUGUGGAGGUGCAGAUUGACCGACCUGCUACAGGGACAGGUGUAAAAGUUGGAAAACUAACUUUAAAAACCACAGAGAUGGAAACUAUUUAUGAUUUGGGAACAAAGAUGAUUGAAUCUCUGACAAAAGAAAAAGUUCAAGCUGGGGAUGUAAUUACCAUUGAUAAAGCCACUGGAAAGAUCAGUAAAUUGGGUCGCGCGUUCACACGUGCACGGGAUUAUGAUGCCAUGGGAUCCCAGACUAAAUUUGUACAGUGUCCCGAUGGGGAGUUGCAGAAGCGCAAGGAAAUAGUUCAUACUGUGUCACUGCAUGAGAUUGAUGUCAUUAAUAGCCGGACUCAAGGCUUCCUGGCUCUCUUCUCAGGUGAUACAGGAGAGAUUAAAUCAGAAGUGCGUGAGCAGAUCAAUGCCAAAGUUGCAGAAUGGCGUGAGGAAGGAAAAGCUGAGAUAAUCCCAGGAGUGUUGUUCAUUGACGAGGUACACAUGUUAGAUAUUGAAUGCUUUUCUUUUCUCAAUCGGGCAUUGGAGAGUGAUAUGGCCCCUGUCUUAAUUAUGGCUACAAACAGAGGUAUUACUCGAAUUCGUGGCACAAACUAUAAGAGUCCCCAUGGAAUUCCCAUUGAUUUACUGGACCGGUUAUUGAUUAUCUCCACAUCCCCAUAUAAUGAGAAGGAAACCAAACAGAUCCUAAAAAUCAGAUGUGAAGAGGAAGAUGUUGAAAUGAGCGAGGAUGCAUACACUGUACUGACACGUAUUGGUCUAGAGACUUCUCUCAGAUAUUCUAUUCAGCUCAUCAUUGCCGCAAGUCUGGUCUGCAAGAAAAGAAAGGGCAAUGAAGUACAAGUAGAUGACAUCAAACGAGUAUACUCUCUAUUUCUUGACGAGUCUCGUUCAACACAGUAUAUGAAAGAAUAUCAAGAUGCCUUUAUGUUUAAUGAAUUGAAAGGAGAAACCAUGGACACUUCCUGAUAUUAAGCAAAUCUGCUGGCUGAGUUCUGUUGUCCAUUUAAAAACCUUUGUGUUAAAUGCCUUAAUUUGUUUAGAAAACUGCACCCUGAUGAUCCUCCUUUUAUAUAUAAAAAAAUUUCAAAAAGAAA